UUUUGUUCACUUUUCCCUUUUGAAAAGCUCUAAUUCCUUUCAUCACAGGAAGGCAUAUAAUGGCAUGAUGAGGUGUCUGAUUUCAUCAGCAGUCAUAAGUGUGUUUGGGAUGAGCAUUUAAUGGGAUAACGAGAGGAAGAGAACAGACUGAAACCUCAUCCACCCAUUUCCCAGGAGCCAAUAAACACCCAAAAAUAGCGUUGAGGGUUUUCAGCUUUCUUGCUCUGAGUCAAGACUGGAUGUAAUGUAGGGUAUUCAGCACUCAGCAGUGUCGGAUCAACAAAUACGGUAGACCACCACUUAUGGUGAACUUCUGAAGAUUUAACCGAAUAUACAUCUCGCAUGGCAAGUCAAGGAGUAUCAAGACCAAAGGUGGUCUCGUCAGGCAGGCUGACGGGCUCUGGACGGGGACAAAUACACAAAAAACGUGUUGCUGGGAGAUGUGUUGCUCCUCUGGAACCAGCGUAUUCUCUUUAUUCUACAGACUCUGAAGAUCAGGUGACAACAAUACACAAGGGACUGGACCGAUGUGCUGCUUUACUCAAUGGAAUACUUCAAGCCGAACAUGCAGAAUCAAAGCCCAAACCACAGGGAACAAAAACCUACACCUUCAAAUCCAAACCCAAGAAUUUAUCAAGAAAAAUCGAGAUUGACAAGAAAAAGCAUGGGAAGAAGACAAACACGGCAAUACAUGUGAAAAAAAGGGCAGCUGCAGUGCAGAAGACGAUUCCAUCUGCCAGCUGUCACCUGAGUUCAGCAGGGCAGCCAUGUUGUCGUGGUGAUCAGCACUCUGGGGUCAGACGGGUGCAAGGAUCACAAGAUCAACCUUCAGCACUGACCCAUGUAACGCAAGCAGAAGAUGCCCAGCACAACUCAGUUCCACUGGCCUACUCUCAGCCUGCUGCUAGCUGUAAUCUGCCGACUUCUGCUCAGGUUCAGACAUCCACUGUAUUUAACAGCCGGCUGACUACAUCUACUCCUGCGUUGAGCCCUCAGAGACCUGGAUCAGCUCACAGUGAACCUUGUACUUCAAAGUGUGUGCUGAGCAGUGGUGGCUCAUCUGGGGAGUUUCAUCAGUUGAGGGCCAUGAGUGCUGCCAUCCCCUCCUGCCCUCAUGGUUCUGUAGAAAUGUCUGCCACUCCAACUCAGUAUGCGGCUUCUUUCUCCAUCCCACCUGCAGUCCAACGACAGUCUCCAGUUACUGUAUCUCCUGUCCAAAAUGGAUCCUGUGCUCCAGUAGGGCACGGGCUACCUCAGGUUGAAUUGACAUUGUCCACUGGGUCCUUGACCUGUUCCUCAGCAACACAGAUGCCCAAGCAGCUCCAGGUCAGCCUGACUCAGUCUGAUCCAAAUGGACCAGAACAGGAGAUCUGCUCUGAGGAGAGUGUGGAGAAGGGAAGUUCUAGUGCAGAGGAUGAAGAUGAAAAUGAUGGGAUGGAUAAGACACCUGUCAGAGACAUCAGCUGUCAGACCAGCUAUGAGAAAUUAACAGUUCACAAAGUCAAACCCACCAGUCCAGAGAAAACUGCACAGAAAGUGAUGACUGUUAAAUAUCUGCUGGGAGAGCUGAAGACUUUAGUGGCUAAUCAGGACAGUGAUGCUGUGCGCCUGAUCUCUGAGGUGGAGCAGAGUAUCUCAAUACUUCCUGUCAUGGUGGGCAGCACCAACAUCCAGGCUGAGAUUGCGCUCGCUUUACAGCCACUCAGGAGUGAGAAUGUACAGCUGCGAAGGCGUUUGCGAAUACUCAAUCAGCAGUUAUUGGAGAGAGAGAGAGCAGAACGGCGAGGCAGACCAGAGGCUUGCGACAUGGAGGUGGUUGCAUUGCAGUCUCUGAACUUCACUCUACAAACUCAGUUAAAUGAGAGCCGAAGAGAGCUUGAUGAUCUGCAACAGGAGAACAUGAGACUGCGGAAAGCCAUGGAGGAUAAAGAUGGUGACCUGAAGCAGCACAAAGAGUUGUGUGAGUUCGAGAACAGUCGGCUAAGGCUGGAGAUGAAUGAAGCAUUAGCUGAAAUGCAGAGCUACCAGAGUAAACUCAAAGAGUAUGAGAUUGAGAAAACUGUACUGACUCUGAGUCUCCAGCAGAGAGAGGCAGAGAUCAGCAGACUGCAGGAAGUCAUCAGAAAUCUGGAGAGAAAUCAAACAAAAGACACUAGCAAAUAUUCUCCUCAGCUGGACUUGUGUCAACCAAACUCUCAGCUUACUAAGAGUGUUCUGGAAUUGCAUGAAAAUGCACAGAGGGAGUCGACUGUGUCAGAUAAACUUUCAAACUCUGUAAAGUCCUACCUUCAGACCCUGGAGGGCAUCGGACAGGCCUCUCCUCCACACAAAGUUCACUGUAAGUCCCAGACAUUACAACCAGUCCCCCCUGGUCAGAUUAAUGGUGGAAAAGACAACUUUAUGCCAUCAGAUGCUAAAGUCUGCUCACCAACAGAAAGGGAUAUACACAAACCAACCCUGGAAACCAUAGCUGAGAACAUUCCUCAGUUAGAAGAGCUGAAAAGAACAAUGUUUGCUUCUUUAAGGGAGACUCCAGUGGUGCAACUUGCCUCAGGAGUUGCUCAUAGUAAACCGCUAACUCAGUGUAAUGAGCCGAUAACAGCCAAGAAUCAAAGAGAAUAUGUGGAUGCGCAUGUAGGGCUGAAAUAUAUGGGCCGUGCUUUUGAAAAGCUGGACAUCUCAGAUGGGCUCCACAUUCAGGACGCAAAGAAUGAUGGCAGAGAUUUCCUUUCAGAUCAUCAUGGUGUGGCCUUACAGAUAAAUCAGAAAAAUAAGGGCCUGAACAAUCAGUCGGUGCAAUCUCAGCAUGCCCAAAGGAUGGGUGUGCAGUCAACUUACUUUGGACGCCCUUCAGUGAUAGAGAACACCUUUUCCUCUUGUGAUAUUAAAUCUUUAGCCUCUGAUUGGAGCAUAAACUCCUGGUCCACGUUUAACACACAAGAUGAGCAAAAUUUCAGAGAUGGGCUUGCAGCACUAGACGCCAGCAUAGAAAGUCUGCAGAAGACCCUGAAAGUUGAUCUAAACAAAUAAUUUAGUAUUUCACUGUGUGCUGUGUAUUGUUUUUAAUUUGAUUACAUGUAAUUAAUGGAUAUUUUACAUGUCUCUAUUUUUAUUAAAUUAUUAUGUGUAACAAAUGAA
Ctenopharyngodon idella (grass carp) is the source of this 3138-nucleotide messenger RNA. It is a transcript of the gene ccdc14, whose product is annotated as coiled-coil domain containing 14. Gene Ontology annotation, biological process: protein localization to centrosome. The record is from RefSeq and is a predicted model, not a curated record. Gene Ontology annotation, cellular component: centriolar satellite. Bases 343 to 3030 code for a protein of 895 amino acids. The transcript has 14 exons. Lineage: Eukaryota; Metazoa; Chordata; Actinopteri; Cypriniformes; Xenocyprididae.